CAUUAUAUUAAACAUAUAUUUAUACACAAACAUUUUUCGCUAUAUCAAUUCAUACUUUAGUCAGUACGAUUUAAUGGAAUAUUGCCAAUGCGGGCGGUACAAGGAGGUGGCGAAGAACCUGCGUUUCGCCAAUCCGGGGGUGCCCACGUCUUCGGAACCGCCGCCGGAGGUUCCGGCCGGUUGGGGGAAGAGAUGGUCGAAGAGGAGGAUCGAUCCGCUGGUGUCGCUGGAAUUCGAGAGGCCCGCGUUCUUCCCCGGAGGAUCCGCGAUUUCCAGCACCGGGGAGGUUUCGCCGAGGUGGAUACCGUUCGGGGACGGCGUGUCGUUGAAGGACGUCAAACGGAACGAGAACCGUAAUUUAGUGGACAGUCCGUAUUAGUUACCGAUUUUUUUUUAUGUAUAUUUUUAAUUGUGCGAAUGGCUGUAUACAAAUACAUCGGGUAAAACGAGGUGGAGUCGUUAAAGUUGUAUAAGGAAUCGGGUCGGUUGUGCGCCUUCAAAAGACAGUAUCGCCCCGGGGAGGAUCUCCCAAAAAAUUUAUAGCGAAUACCUGCGUUAAAUACGGCGAAAUAUACGGGUCUGUAAAUUACGAAUUCGGGCCAUUUUCCCGGAUAAAGUAGGACUAAUUGACGUCGCCCGGUUAGUAUACACUGUCGGGAACCAUGUGGCGUCGUCGGAACCCCUUAUUACGUUCAUUAAGGGAGAGUCUCUUUGAGGUGACGUCGAUUCGCAAAAACUCCCCGAAUUAAUAGAGGGUCUCCCUUAAUUGGGAGAGUAUACCGAGAAACGAUAAUUAACAGGAUUUACAUUAACCCAUCCGAUGCUUUUAUUACCUAAAUAUCUCCAGUUUUAGAUGCUAUUUAGUUAAUAUACUUAUCGUAUUUG
Phyllotreta striolata is the source of this 885-nucleotide messenger RNA. Lineage: Eukaryota; Metazoa; Arthropoda; Insecta; Coleoptera; Chrysomelidae. The record is from the annotation of a GenBank genome assembly.